Molecule: messenger RNA, 2889 nt
Organism: Corticium candelabrum
Lineage: Eukaryota; Metazoa; Porifera; Homoscleromorpha; Homosclerophorida; Plakinidae
Product: protein Jade-1-like
Exons: 24
Coding region: 122-2770 (882 amino acids)
Biological process (GO): regulation of transcription by RNA polymerase II
Source: RefSeq, a predicted model, not a curated record
CGAAAUAUGGGCGGGAACACGUGAUCUGGUGAAGGACUUGGCGCUUUGUUCAUUUUCAGAGACGACUUUUCGCAGUUCAACACAAGCACGUAUUCGAACACACUCAACUGGACGAAUCUAGAUGCAAAGCCAGUCUCCUGCGGGACAUCAUGGCCAGUCUACCUGUCCUAAAGAGAAAGAAAAUGGGAGCAAACCAGCUGAGAUUUUUAGAAAAGAUCUUAUAAGUGCAAUGAAAUUACCCGAUGGGCAGACGUUGCAGUCCGGUGAAUAUCAUAUUAUUACUGAUUCUUGGAAGCUGGAAUGGGAAAGAGGUGUCCAGGUAUGUGUCAAUGAAGUGUCGUCGCUGAAACCUCACGUCAGACGGAUUAACAAGAGUCCAAAGAAACGAGUCUACACCGACGAAUACAAACUUCCUAAGCAGCGCAUCAAAACUCCAAUUCCAUGUCAAAGCGAAGUGACAUAUGACUUGGAUCAAAUGGACUUGUGCUGGUUGAAGUUGUUAAACAGGAGACGUAGAGGAUGUAAUCGUGGAACAAUUGAAUUGGAGUGCUUCGAGAAGGCAAUAACACAUCUGGAACUAGAGUGUCAUCGCAAGUUUGUUGAUGCAAUAGCAACCAAUGAAGGUCUUGGUAUCGAGUAUGACGCAAGCAUUCCGUGUGAUGUCUGCGGCGAGACCGACGGGGAGGAAGGGAACGAAAUGAUAUUUUGCGAUGUGUGUAACGUCUGCGUUCAUCAGGCAUGUUAUGGAAUUCAAGUUAUUCCCGAUGGUUGUUGGCUGUGCCGGCCGUGUAUGCAAAACGUUCAACAUCCGGAGUGUGUGCUGUGCCCAAACGAAGGAGGAGCACUGAAACCCAUCAGAUUUCAUCCAAAGUGGUGUCACGUUCGCUGUGCGUUGUGGAUACCCGAAGUCGGAGUUGGGAAUGUGGACAGAAUGGAACCGAUCACGAAGACUGAGCUGAUACCGAUCAGACAUAAGAAUGAGGUGCAGUAUGACUACCAAAGCAGAUGGAAUUUGGUGUGCACCAUAUGCAAAAGAAAACAAGGAGCGUGCAUUCAGUGUUCGGUAAAGUCGUGUACUGUGGCAUACCAUGUUACGUGUGCAGUGAAAGCAGGCAUCUACAUGAAGACAAUCUUGGACACGACUGAGAACAAAUUGGGUCAUGUGAGACACGUGUCUCAUUGUCCUAAACAUACUAAGGAAUAUCUCCCUAACUCUAUCUCUUUGUCGUUGAAUUCAAGAUCAGACAUGAGCCGUGGAAACAUUCGAGAGUCAAGACUGAAGCGUCUUGAGGACAAUGUUCACACUUUAGUGUCUCCUAAAGAUGUUGUAGAUACAGUAAACGUGUCAGAACGUGUUGCAAGUCUGAUAUACAACUACUGGAAGAUGAAACGCAGGGCUCAGGGCAAUUGUUCAUUGCUUGACUUCCCGGAUCCUAAGAAGGCUGCUGAAGACCUGAAGCGUCAUAAUCAACUAACUGUACAGACUAGUGACCUUAACUGGGAAGCUUACUCGCAUCAGAAAGUCGACUUAGACAAGCUCUUGACUCUCCGAACGGACAUGGAGAAGGCUCGUAACCUAAGCUACAUGUUGAUACGGCGAGAAAGAUGGAAGAAAAAGCACGUACAGGUGCAUCGAGAUUUGAACGCCAAACGGUGUCAGUUGGCAUUAGAAGAGGCCAAGCGUGAAGCGAAAGAUAAGUCGAAACGGCAACAGAAGGGAGACACUCUGAAGGGUCGGCGAUGCUCAGUUAAGGAAUGGGCUAGUCAACACGGUCGAAGACCGGGAGGUGACGACGGUCCGUUUGAUGGCAAGAGAAACGACGUGGGCUGGAAUGGAGUCCGACUUCGACCUCGUCGGUUGGCGCAGCAGUCUAGGGAUAGAAAGAGUGGCCAGAAGAGAGACGGGGGUGGAAGUGAGAAUGAUGUUCGCUGCGAGAAGGAUGGAGAAACGGAACAGUUAUUGGUGAAUAAUUCCAAUCAAUUGAUUCGAGUAUCAACUACCACUAACGGUGUUCGCUCAGUACUUCCCGAGGAGGCGGGCGUUAACUCAACAGAUGUGAAUUCAUUACCGUUGCACGACAAUGAGACGAACACUAUUCAGUCGUCACGUAUUUCUGAUCCAGUAACCACUGCUACGUCAGUGUGUUUUGAUAGAGUCAGGAGGAAGCGGAAAUCAGGCAUCUCGUGCGAUGACUUACUGGUGAGCAACUUGCAGGAGAGAGCGUCACUGGAGGCGAUUGUAAAUUGUUUGAAAUUCAAACACGCGCGGUUGAUAGAGGAAAAUUUGGAAGAGCAGCAAGACUGUGACUCUACAGCUGUUGGCUUCAAUGUCGGUGCUCUGCAGGAAUUGAUUGAAAGCCAACAACGUGUCAGAUCAUGGGUUGCGCGCGCGUCCCAGGCACUAGGUCGGUACGAGGAGCAGCUUGUCGAACCCCGAGCAAUGAAAGUCGCAUACGAUCUCCGAGGAGAGUUUGAACGACUUUUGCAGUGUGCGUUUCCAAGACAUUCGGCUCAGCUGUUGAGAGACGUCGAAAGAAGACGAAGACAUAACAAUGUUUACAGUAAGAGACGCUGUAUGAAGUCUUCAUGUGACAGGAGAGGAAGAGAGGAGCAUAUGGAUGAGCGUCUUUCUUCCGUCUUAUUGACUCCUGAAGUCACACCGGCUGACUCUCCGUCCUCGCGUAAAGCGCUAUCCAGCCCGCUCGCGCACACGAAUUUGCCUCUGAUGCCGUCACCUGCAAGCAGCGACGAACUCAUUGUCGUCGUCUAGUGUUUUAUUUCUCGCCAUUCGUAUAAUUAUCUUUAUGCAGUUGGUAAUGCUGUAUUUAGUGCUGUUCAAAUUUCAUUAAGCGUUAAACAACGAAUGUGCCACGCGUCACUUUUUAUUUU